UCAGGGCCUUGGGUCGGCCCUGGCAGGCGCUGUCCUUGCUUGCGCUCCCACGUGGAAACCGAGGCCCAGGGAGGGAGGCUCCCUCAGCCCGGCCCCGGCAGCAGGGCGCGGGAGAAGCACCGGCCGGGACCCUCCCGGGAGGCCGGGCCCCCGGGGACCCCGUUCCUCUUCAUCGCCUUCUCUCCUCCUCCGCAGACGCUGCUGCCGCGGCCCAGCCCGGGAUUCAUGGAGAGGGCCCGGGGGGGCGGCUCUGAGUGCCGCCGCGCCCAGCAUCCGCACCGUGCCCGCCGCUGAGGCCCCGCGCCUCCCGCCCUCACCAUUGCCCUCGCCUGCCCAUGGCCCCUGCCGCCCGGCCCGGGGCCGGCUCCGCCGCCUGAGCCCCCUGCCCCGCUCCAGGACGCGCCCUACCCCGAUGGGGUAACGUGAGAGCGGCCCGCGUCACAGCCGCCCACCCGCCCGCCGCGGCCGCCACCUGCGACCCCCCCCCCGCCCCAGGGCUGCCCCGUUGGUUCUGUUCAAGUUCAUUCUUGCUUUGGUCCUUGGGGGUUUGGGGCCUUUGCGCGAAGGCGGCCGUCGACCUGUCCACCGAUGUAGACGGGGUGUCCCCAGCGACAGGCACAGCGCUGGCCACGGCCGCGGCCACGGCCACAGCAGCCGGAAUCACUGUGGGCUUUUUAAAGUUUUCUUUGCUGACUGUUCUUGGUUGUUGUUUUUGCUUUUGCCCCCUCAUACUUAUCCAGCUCUGAGAAACCUCAGCUUGCGCUGGCCUGUUUCACUUCUGGGGGUUCUUUUGUUCCUUCUGUUCUUUUUAAAGAGUUGGGUUUUCUUUGGUUCGUUAUCCACCCGUUAUCCGGGCAGCGUCCUCCCCGCUCCCAAGUAUUUGCACAAUAUUUGUGCGGGGUGUGGGGGGCAGGUUUUUAAAGAAGCAUUUUCUCUCUCUUGGACAAGCACAGGGAUCUCGUUCUCUCGGGUUCUGGGGGGGCUGGUGGGGCCUUCUCGCACCCACGCCCCCAGCCCUGCCUGCAGCCCCUUCCCGGGCGCAGCCCCGCCUGCGGGCAGCAGCCAUGGCACGCAUGCACCGGCCGGCCCCCGUGGAGGUCAGCUACAAGAACAUGCGCUUCCUCAUCACCCACAACCCCACCGACGCCACCCUCCGCAGCUUCAUCGAGGACCUGAAGAAGUACGGGGCCACCACCGUGGUGCGUGUGUGUGAAGUGACCUACGACAAGGCCCCGCUGGAGAAGGAUGGCAUCACCGUCGUGGACUGGCCGUUUGACGACGGGGCGCCCCCGCCUGGCAAAGUGGUGGAGGACUGGCUGAGCCUGCUGAGGACCAAGUUCUGUGACGACCCCGGCAGCUGCGUGGCCGUGCACUGCGUGGCCGGCCUAGGACGGGCUCCGGUCCUCGUGGCGCUGGCCCUCAUCGAGAGCGGGAUGAAGUACGAGGACGCCAUCCAGUUCAUCCGACAGAAGCGGCGUGGAGCCCUCAACAGCAGGCAGCUCACCUACCUGGAGAAGUACCGGCCCAAGCGGAGGCUGCGGCUCAAGGACCCACACGCGCACAAGGCCAGGUGCUGCGUCAUGUAGCUCAGGACCUCGGCUGGCUGCGGGCUCCGCAGGGCCCCAGGCUGGGCGCCUCCAUCUCGCCUUCUCUCCCGACCCCUCGGCACCCUGCCACCAGCGGUCCAGCCCGCCCCGCGCCCUGUGCUGUUUCCUGCUG
Hippopotamus amphibius kiboko is the source of this 1719-nucleotide messenger RNA. RefSeq names its product protein tyrosine phosphatase 4A3 (gene PTP4A3). Gene Ontology annotation, molecular function: protein tyrosine phosphatase activity. The record is from RefSeq and is a predicted model, not a curated record. Bases 1065 to 1586 code for a protein of 173 amino acids. The transcript is spliced from 5 exons. Lineage: Eukaryota; Metazoa; Chordata; Mammalia; Artiodactyla; Hippopotamidae. Gene Ontology annotation, cellular component: nucleus. Gene Ontology annotation, biological process: endothelial cell migration; protein dephosphorylation.